AUGACAACAACAAAUGGCGAUCAUCAGCAGCAACGACAGGUUACUGAUGGUGAAUUAUUCGUGCGGAAAAUAAUGGAGGAUGAUAAGUCACAUUUUGUCCAAGUUGAGCGAUCCACUUCACAGGAGCAAGGAAACGAUGAACUACAAUUUGGAAAAGAAGGUGGUGUAUAUGAUAUAGAUCAGGAACUUGCUUCAUUCUGGCAUCGUAUUCGUGCAAGAAUCGAAGCAAUUGACCCAAAAACAUUACGUGAAGCAAGCCGACAUCAAGAAUUGCAAUUACCCUUGGCAAGAAUAAAGAAAAUCAUGAAGUUGGAUGAUGAUGUCAAACGAAUGGCAAAAACGCCUAUUUUACUUGCAAAAGCAUCCGAAAUCUUUGUCGAAGAAUUGACAUUAAAUGCUUGGAAACAUACAGAAGAUAAUAAGCGGAAAACACUGCAGAAGUCGGAUAUUUCUCAAGCUGUGGUCAGGAACGAUAUGUUCGAUUUCUUAAUUGAUAUCGUUCCACGAGAAGAUCCAAGGUGGCCAUCACAGACCAACAAUCAUCAAGAGCAAUCUGAAGAACUACAAGCAGUUAUUGCAGAUGCUAGCAGUAUUAAUGGGAGCGUUCAAUAUGUUUUACAGGUUGGAUCCUCAGAUGGAGCACUGACAACGGGCUCAGUUGUACAGGCUACUCAAAUUGGACAGCCAAUACAGCUACCCAUAGGUACGGGUAAUCAACCUAUCCAACUGAUUGCACUGAAUUUACCGGAAG
Acanthocheilonema viteae is the source of this 751-nucleotide messenger RNA. The record is from the annotation of a GenBank genome assembly. NCBI's taxonomy places the organism in Eukaryota, Metazoa, Nematoda, Chromadorea, Rhabditida, Onchocercidae.